Messenger RNA from Capsicum annuum, 3644 nucleotides. RefSeq names its product peroxisomal and mitochondrial division factor 2. NCBI's taxonomy places the organism in Eukaryota, Viridiplantae, Streptophyta, Magnoliopsida, Solanales, Solanaceae. The record is from RefSeq and is a predicted model, not a curated record. Bases 2502 to 3359 code for a protein of 285 amino acids. The transcript is spliced from 2 exons.
AGGUCAGCUGCCACAUUCACCAAUGCCUUUUUCUUUUUUAACAAAAAAUAAUAAUAUUAUAGAGUGUAAAUUUUGAUUUGAAGUUGCAAAAUUUGAGUGUGUGUGUAUAUAUAUAUGAAAUGAAAGUGGAUAUUGACGAUCUUGUUAGUUUGGGAUUGAAGGGUAGAUUCUAUUUUUUUUUUUUUUGUAAAAUACAUAUUAGGAAGGGAAAUGCUGUAUUUGUAAUAGAGCCAAUUAAUCAUAUGGUGGUUUAGAAAAGAAAUAAAUCAUUUAUGGGCUAGUGAAUUGGGUGUUUGUCACAUUUUAUGAUUAGUUACUUUUUAUUUUUUUUUUUAAUCAUUGGGCCAUUUUGGGAAUUUUACACUGGGUAUGUUGUUGUUGUGUUCAUUUUUGGGUCAGUGAUGAAUUGGGUGUUUGUUAAUUUUUUUUCUGAAUAUUUUUAGUGUUUCAUCUUAUGGUGAUUUUGAAAAAAAAUAAUAAUUGUUCAUUUUUGGGUCAUGUGAAUUGGGUGUGUCAUGUGUGACGAGAGAAAUCAUGCUGAGAUGGUUCGGGCAUGUGAUGAGGAGAAGAGGGCUAGUGAGGAGGUGUGAGAAGUUUGAUAUAGUGGGCUAUGUUGCUUGGACUCUAUAAAAAGGCUGCUGCACCUGUGUCGGAUUCGCCAAAUAUCCACUAUUUUUGGUGUAUUCGACACACAUCCCUCGACAUUUUUGAAGAGUCCAAGCAACAUAGAUAGUGAGUAGGAGGAAAGGUAGAGGUAGGUCGACGAAGUAUUGGGGGAGGUGAUUAGACAGGAGGACAUGGGACAACUUCAGCUUACUGAGUACUUGACCCCAAAUAGGAGGGUGGAGGUCGCUGAUUUGGGUAGAGGGCUAGUGCGUUAUGAAGUGUUGGCUAUCAUAGUAACAACCUUAUUCUUGUAGUGUACUGCUUUUGGGGGAGGUGAUUAGACUGGACAUGGGACAACUUCAACUUACUGAGGACAUGACCCCAAAUAGGAGGGGUGGAGGCACAGGCGGAGCCAACCUUUGACGGAAAAAUAUACCAUUUCUACAUGUUUAAAAUUAGUUUUUAUGUAUCUAUAGUAGGUGUUGAACCCCCUUCGGCUAAGUUUUCUUCAAAUAUUGAACCCCCUUAGUUGCAAUCCUGGCUUCGCUCCGUGGAGGUCGCUGAUUUGGUUAGAGGGCUAGUGGGUAGUGAAGUGUUGUUGUCAAUUGUCAUAGUAAUAGCCUUAUUCUUGUAUUAUAUUGCUUUUGAUUUCCUGGUUUAUAGUUAUCGCACUAUGAUGUUGUUGUUGUUACUGUUUCCUUUGACUAGUUGCUAUGUUUUCUUCACUGUGGCUUUGUUAUCGCUUUCACACCUAUUUUGAUGAGCUGUACUCGAAUCGAGGUUCAUUCGGAAACAAUCUGAGGGUACGAGGAAAGGUAGAGGUAGGUCGACAAAGUAUUGGGGGAGGUGAUUAGACAGGAGGAUAUGGGACAACUUCAACUUACUGAGGACAUGACCCCAAAUAGGAGGGGUGGAGGUUGCUGAUUUGGUUAGAGGGCUAGUGGGUAUUAAAGUGUUGUUUUGUCAUAGUAACAACCUUAUUCUUGUAGUGUAUUGCUUUUGAUUUCCUGGUUUAUAGUUCUAGCACUAUGUUGUUGUUGUUACUGUUUCCUUUGACUAGCUGCUAUGUUUUCUUCAUUGUGGCUUUGUUAUCGCUUUCACACCUAUUUUGAUUGGCCGUACUCGAGCCGAGGGUCUUCGGGAAACAGUCUAAGUGUACGAGGAAAGGUAGAGGUAGGUCGACGAAGUAUUGGGGGAGGUGAUUAGACAAGACACGGGGCAACUUCAUCUUACUGAGGACAUGACCCCAAAUAGGAGGGGCAGAGGUCGUUGAUUUAGGUAGAUGGCUAGUGGGUAGUGAAGUGUUGUCUUGUCAUAGUAACAACCUUAUUCUUGUAGCGUAUAGCUUUUGAUUUCCUGGUUUAUAGUUUUCGCACAAUGUUGUUGUUGUUACUGUUUCCUUUGACUAGCUGCUAAUGUUUUCUUCACUGUGGCUUUGUUAUCGCUUUCACAUCUAUUUUGAUGAGCUGUACUCAAGCCGAGGGUCUUUCGAAAACAGUCUGAGGGUACGAGAAAAGGUAGAGAUAGGUCGAUGAAGUAUUGGGGGAGGUGAUUAGACAAGCGGGCAUGGGACAACUUCAACUUAUUGAGGACACGACCCCAAAUAGGAGGGGUGGAGGUCGCUGAUUUGGGUAGAGGACUAGUGGGUAGUGAAGUGUUGUCUUGUCAUAGUGACAACCUUAUUCUUGUAGAGUUAUAGUCUAUUGCUUUUGAUUUCCUGGUUUAUAGUUAUCACACUAUGUUGUUGUUGUUACUGUUUCCUUUGACAAGCUGCUAUGUUUUCUUCACUGUGGCUUUGUUAUCGCUUUCACACAUAUUUUGAUGAGCUGUACUCGAGCCGAGGGUCUUCUGGAAACAGUCUCUCUACCUCCAUGAGGUAGAAGUAAGGUUUAACUAUGGCGGAUGAGAAUGCUGCCAAUGGGGAUGUUUUUGAUGAUGCAGUGGAGAUCGAAGGAGAGGAAGAUUCCGAUGCUGCAUUGAGAACCGCUCCACUGACUCAAAAGAUAGCUGCUUUAGAGCAAGAGAAUAAUCAACUUUUUGGUGAGAACCAAGUCAUCAAAGAGAAGAUGGAGAAAUCUAAGCACUCGAUUGAGGAAAUCCAGAAUGAAAAGGCCGAGUUGCAGAAGAAGAUGAAGAAGUUUGAGUCAGAGAUUAAGUCUUUAGGAUCGGUAGCUGCCCGAGCAGCAGAACUUGAGGGUGAACAAUCUCGUCUACAGCAUGAUCUCAUAACUACAAUGAAUGAUCUAGAAGAAUCUAAUUCUGAGCUAUCGAAACUGAAGUUAGCUCUUGAGGGGUUAAAGAGUAGUGAGAAUGAAAAGAGCGUGAAAUUGAGUGCUAUCGAGAGUGAAAGGAACUUGUUAUUGGUGAAAGUCAAUAAACUGGAAGCUAGUGAAAAAGAUCAGAGAGCUGAAGUAGAAGGAAAGGAAAAAGAAAUUAGAGGUCUAAAGAAAAAGAUCGAGGAUUUACAAGCUACCGUGAUGAACAACGAGGCGUGGAAAAAGGAGAAGGAGGCGCUUCGCAUGGUGAAAGAUGAGUUGGAGAAGAGGUUAAUGGAGAUGACAGGUAGAGUGACCGAGUUGGAGGAGAAGGAAACAUUAAUUACUGAAAGAGACGUUGACAGCAAUGUCAAUGGUUUUCCAGCGGAGGAUGAGGUUAAAUCUCUCGGUGGCAAAGUAGACUUACUAGUGGUGGCUGCAUCUUCAGUUGCUGUGGCAGGCAUUUUGUGCUAUCUUCGAUAUGCAAGAAAACCAUAAACACAGAGCUUGUCUCGAAGAAGUUGAGGUUUUUUUCACCUGACCAAGUAUGGCCGUUACAAUUUUUUGAUAGCGCCUUGGUUAUGUUGAGCUUUCUCACUUAGCUUUUCUUUUAAUCUCACAUGAUACUAGAUUGGAUGUGUUAUCUUAAUUGGCCAGUGAUCACGAUCUACGUUUUGUUUGCUAAAUUGAUCAUUUAAACAAGUUUGUUGGUGCAAACAUACAAAGAAAGCUUUGUGUUGCUCCGAAGUACUUAUUUCAUAAAUAGUACUGGAUUGUCUUGAA